Molecule: messenger RNA, 2099 nt
Organism: Paramacrobiotus metropolitanus
Lineage: Eukaryota; Metazoa; Tardigrada; Eutardigrada; Parachela; Macrobiotidae
Exons: 10
Coding region: 409-1710 (433 amino acids)
Source: RefSeq, a predicted model, not a curated record
UCGCCGGCAACCACCUCAGUUAUCAGCACCAUGGCUUUUUAAACCUACCUGAUGAUGUACCUACGCUGUCAGCACUCAGCAGUACGCGAAGAGUUUUGGAAUCAGAUGAUGUUAUUAGUCUUUGUUGGAGUUAUAGCACUUAUCUCUUCUACUUUGCCGUUUUGAUGCUUCUGUCGAACUCGUACAAAUGGUAAAUUUUGCAUUACUUACAUAAUAUUAUAAACAAUAAACAGCAGAUAUUAUUGAGGUGUUCCGUGUUCGCCGCCAAGGAGUCGUUGUUCGCCCCCAAGGAUGCCCAGUGAUUCCUAAUCCCUAAUUAGUAAUUACCCAUUUUUCCUUCGGUAAUUUCAGUUCGAGUAGAUAUUUGUUAUACGUAAUCUUGGAGCCUUGUUAAUUCUGAAGAGCAUAAUGGCGAUGCCAGUGAUUGAUGAAAACGGCGGAGAGCUCUGCGAUCCACCGAUAGACGCGACCGAUUUGGUGCUGCCAGUGUCAGACACAUCGGGCCGUCAGUCGUCCCAUAGUGACUACAGCUCCGCGAGCCAGUCAUCCGAUGAAAAUAGCCCGAAACGACGGGAACGCCCAGAGCCUCCCAAGACCAGCGAACGUGAUGAACUGCUGUUAAAAGUCUGGACCAACAGAGCAUUUUGUGAAGCAUUGGGCCGGCCGGAUCGGGAGGUGCGCAUCUCCGAGUUGAGUAGAAAUAACUUAGUGCUGAUUCGCGUCUCCGAACGGGCCACGCAUGUGCUGAUGCGAGCUACAACUGGGACGAUUAUCGAGCCAUUAUGGUGUCCCCUGCGCUUUGAAAAGACCGCCGUGGAGGCGUGCAAGAAAUUCCGCGCUGGCUACCCGCAGGAUCUGAAGGCGCAUCUGGAAGGCCGUUAUCACGGGCUGCCCAACGUGCAGCUGAAUUUCCACUGUCCCUGCCCGGCCCAGUGCAACAACGGCGCCUCCUGCGACGCCGUGGAAUUCGAUCCGUGGGGCACCGUUCUCGGCUGCCACAUCCGGGACAAACAUCCAGUGUAUUAUACGGAGAUGCUGGAGGCCCUCUUCAACCGAUUUGACACGGAGACUGGCCCGAAGCACCGGGAGUUUAUUCGCAGUAACAAGAACAUGAUCUUCCCUAAGUGGACUAGCGACUUAACUGUCUUGUGGCCCAGUCAGAUCAUUCCCGACAAGAUCAUCUUCCCCGCCGUUAUCAGAGACAACACCAGUUUGAACAGCGAAGGAUGUAAGGUAGUGCAUUACUUAUGCAAUAUCGCUCCGUGUGCGGGGAACGAGAUCAAAGGAGCGAGAGAGCUGCACGGGCAUCUGCUGGCGGAGCACCGUAUCUUUUUCAAGACGCCAACGGACUUCUACCAUGGCUGCCCGGCAGCUGCACAGGACUGCAAGGUGGAGACGCGGGCCAGAGACCGCCAGAUGGAGGCGCACAUCAAGGCGGUGCAUCCGCAGCUGUUGGGGCUGACGGCCCAGUACCCGCCGGCAGCCGAACAGGAGCGUGCGCGGUUGGAGUGCAUGGCGGUGGAGGAGGCUGAGUGUGUCGGAGAGUCCAUCAGCCGCGGCGUCGACACGGAGGACGCCGCCACCAACGACCCGUUUCUCUACGACUACCACUGCCCCGUCGGGAAAUGCCAGGUAAAUUAUUCCCAACGCGACUACAUUUUCUGGCACAUUGGCGCCGAUCAUGAAAAAGACUGGAAUCCCGCCGUUUAAAGCUCUUUCCACAAUGUCAACGGGUGAACUUUUGACCGCGGCCUCCCGUUGUCGUCUGAGCUUAAUAAAAUAGCAAGUUGCGAUGUUUCAGUUGGCGGAAACGAUGUGGCACUGAUUGCGCUGUGAAGAUGAGUUCGCAGCUGUUGCAUUUGUCCUGGAGGACGUCUUCACGCGUUGAUUCUCAAUUUUUCGCUCUCAUACUGACAGUCCUUGUUUUUACGAAUUUCCUUUGAAUUUUAGCAAGAUGGUGGUUUUUAUUGCCAGUUUCGUCCCGUUUAACUCCUUCUUGUGGCAUGUUCACGCUGAUCAAAUUUGCUGUACAUGUAUCUCUUUAGUUAAGAAAAUGAAUUAAUCAGAACGAUGUCAGCUGGAUUUGUUUGGUUAUUGCG